UGACCUUUCGUACCGUUGCCUACCUGCUAGAACACGGCAGUAUCAUCCGCCUUUGAAUGGAAUUGUUGUUUGUGUUUGACGUUAAUCUGCACUGAGAAGACACCACAAGACACCGGAUUGCGUUCAUAGGAAAUAUUCUAACUCGGUCCUUUAAAUAACGUUCCGCUCGUACUUUAUGCAUUAUUAGUAAGUAAAGCCGUGUCAUACAAAUAUCGUGACCCUCACCCUUUAACUAGCCGGUAUCGGAACACAAUGACAUGGACGCAGCUACAAAUGACGUCUCCCACGCGAGUACCGCUUCUUUUCUACAACAGAGUUCACAUUACUGCAAAAGUAACUGGAUGAAAUGUGUAAUUAAUAUCGGAAUUUCUGAAAUGCCAGUGUGGGUGACGUUUAUAUGAGACAGAAUGUUUACCCUCACAGAAGUUGCCUCCCUAAAUGACAUCCAGCCAACCUAUCGAAUACUGAAACCAUGGUGGGACGUCUUCAUGGAUUAUCUGGGUGUGGUCAUGCUUAUGCUGGCCAUAUUUGCUGGGACCAUGCAGUUAACCAAAGAUCAGGUGGUUUGCCUUCCUGUUCUGGAAUCGUGGGAGGACCCCAAUUCCAUGUCACAGGAAAAGCCACCAGAGAAAGCCUUAGGCUUAGGAGGCGGCCAUAUGACAUUGGCAGCUGCCCCUUUGGCAAGCAAAGAACAAACCGACAGUGUUGCCCAGCAGAAACAUCUCCCACACUCCUCUGCUGUCGGUCAUACUAAGCCUACAGGUCUUCGAACAAACCUGGAUUUUCAGCAGUAUGUGUUUGUUAAUCAGAUGUGCUACCAUGUUGCCCUCCCUUGGUAUUCAAAGUACUUUCCAUAUCUCGCCCUCAUACACACUAUUGUACUUAUGGUAAGCAGUAACUUUUGGUUCAAGUAUCCAAAGACCAGUUCCAAAAUUGAGCAUUUUGUGUCUAUUUUGGGUAAGUGUUUUGAGUCCCCUUGGACAACCAAGGCAUUGUCUGAGACAGCCUGUGAGGACUCUGAAGAGAAUAAGCAAAGACUUACUGGAGCCUCUACAUUACCAAAACAUUUUUCCACCAGCAGUGAAGAGGGAAGUCCGAAUCAGUCGACACCCAUGCUUGGAAAAUCUGGUAUUAAGUUUUCUGCAGAGAAGCCAGUCAUUGAAGUUCCAAGCAUGACUAUACUCGAUAAAAAAGAUGGAGAGCAGGCUAAAGCCCUUUUCGAGAAAGUAAGGAAGUUUCGAACACAUGUCGAGGACAGUGACUUGAUCUACAAACUGUAUGUAGCUCAGACUAUAAUAAAAACUGUCAAAUUUAUUUUGAUCCUAUGUUACACAAUGACGUUUGUCACAUCCAUUCAUUUUGACCAUGACUGUGAGCCAGACAUUAAACAUUUAACUGGCUACACCAAAUUCAAAUGUACCCAUAACAUGGCACACAUGUUGAAAAAGCUGCUUGUUAGCUACAUUGUCCUCAUUUUUGUUUAUGGCUUGGUUUGCAUUUAUACACUGUUUUGGCUGUUUAGACGGCCUCUUAAGGAGUACUCCUUUGAGAAAGUUAGAGAGGAAAGCAGUUUUAGCGAUAUUCCAGAUGUAAAGAAUGACUUUGCUUUCCUCCUUCACAUGGUGGACCAGUAUGACCAGUUAUACUCAAAGCGAUUUGGUGUCUUUCUCUCAGAAGUAAGCGAGAACAAACUUCGGCAAAUCAGUUUAAACCAUGAGUGGACAUUUGAGAAACUACGGCAACACGUGACUCGCAAUGCACAGGAUAAACUUGAGCUGCAUCUUUUCAUGCUCUCAGGUGUGCCUGAUGCAGUCUUCGACCUCACCGAUUUAGACGUCUUAAAAUUAGAGCUCAUUCCUGAGGCACGGAUCACAGCAAAAAUUUCCCAGAUGGUCAACCUCCACGAGUUGCACUUUUACCACUGCCCCGCCAAAGUCGAACAGACUGCAUUUAGUUUUCUCCGUGAUCACCUACGGUGCCUUCAUGUCAAGUUUACGGAUGUAGCGGAGAUUCCCACCUGGGUUUAUAUGCUAAAGAACUUGAGAGAACUCUACUUGGUGGGAAACCUGAACUCUGAGAACAACAAAAUGAUAGGAUUAGAGUCCCUCAGGGACCUGAGGCAUCUCAAGAUUCUACAUUUGAAGAGCAACCUCACCAAGAUUCCAACUAACAUCACAGACUUAUCACCCCAUCUGAUCAAACUUGUGGUACACAAUGAUGGUACUAAACUUGUGGUAUUAAACAUCUUGAAAAAGAUGAUGAACCUUGCUGAGCUUGAGCUGCAUAAUUGUGAACUAGAGAGGAUACCACAUGCGAUAUUCAGUUUGACCAACCUGCAGGAGUUGGACUUGAAAUCCAACAACAUUCGUACCAUUGAGGAGGUUAUCAGCUUCCAGCACCUCAAAAGACUUAACUGCCUUAAACUAUGGCACAAUAAGAUUAUUUCCAUUCCAUUGUCAAUAAGUCAUGUCAAAAACCUAGAGUUUCUCUAUCUUUCACAUAACAAACUAGAGACCUUACCUACCACUCUGUUUAAUCUCCUCAAACUGAGAUACUUGGAUGUUAGUCAUAACUCCAUUGUAGUGAUCCCUCCAGAUGUGGGCUUUCUUCAGAACCUUCAGCAUUUUGCAAUCACAGGAAACAAGGUGGAAGUGGCGCCCAAGCAGCUGUUCAAAUGCACAAAGUUGCGUAAUCUGUCCCUUGGGCACAACUGCAUCUCUCUACUGCCAGAGAAAAUCGGGCAGUUGUCGCAGCUAACUCAUCUUGAGCUAAAAGGGAACUGCCUGGAUCGUCUGCCUGCACAACUUGGCCAAUGCCGGCUCUUGCGCCGAAGCGGCCUCAUUGUGGAGGACCACCUUUUUGAUUCACUUCCCCUAGAGGUCAAAGAGAGCAUCAGUCAGGAAACCAAUGCUACACUUGCAAACGGAGUGUGAUUGUGGAAUAGAAGAAAAUUAUUCAUUGGUUGUACUAUAAAGUCUAACAGUUAAAGAAAAUGGGAAAUUCACUGGGUGCUUCUAAAAAUGUAAAUUGCUGCUUCCUUGUUUUCUCAAUCCACCAUUUUCAGCCUAUGACCUGGAAAUUAGGAUGCAAGUACAGGAAACUAGGAAGCGCAAUUUGUGAAAUGAGAAGCAUUCAAUAAUUCUGUAGCUUUUUAUAUCCAGAACACUUGGUGUAAACAUUUGGUUCAGUAUGAAAGGUGAUUUGUUAUCAGUCUCUGAACAAACAAAGCCCACAACAAAUGUCUAGUAAGCAAAUAUGAAACUCGUGGAAUGUAACUAUGCUUGGUGCAUAGAAAGAAAAAUAUCUGAAGGGUGUUUCAGAACUUUUUAAAUGUUUAGAAUUUUUAUGUCUGUCUUCAUGGUUAAAUUUUUUUUUGUUAAGGUCUUUGCUGUGUUAUGGUGUAGCAAUAAAUCAGAUCUUACUGUUACCAUUUCUGUUAAUUAAGCUGUCAGCUGUAGGCACAGUCUGCAUAACAUUGUACGUUGUGGUACAGUGAAAGACUGUAUGUAUUUUUUUGGAAGAGCUCAGAACAACUGACAUUUAUAACUCUUGGACAAAAGUGUUAAAAAGAAAAAGUGAAAUACGAGUACUACCUGGUCAGCUUGAUAGAAUAAAACUUGUGUGGUUUGAGUGAAGUACAGAAUGAAACCUCAAUGUUCACAUUUAGAACAGACUCCCCAUAUCCAUCUUGAGGCUGAAUCAAACUCAAGCGUACUGUAUAUUUACAGCACAAUUUAGUUCUGGCCUGUUCCAUCUUUUGUGAAAAAUACUUUCCAGAUAUUUGCACAAGUUUAUGUUAACUCUGUCGUUAACUGAAUAAUAGUGUCAUACAGUACAUGAAUUACCCAUGCUUUUGCAGCAACAUCUAAUAAGCACACCUAAAAUAAUACUGUGCAUUGCACAUUAGUGUCAAUACAUGAACAUGUUACCACUAACUUCAUAUUUUCAUGUUGGUUACAAAAGUAAUGCACAAGUGACUUGAUAUGGCUUGUGAAUGAUUUGUACAACACCAUGGUAUGAUGGGACAGGCCUUCUAAUGUGCAUACAAUCAAUGGUCCUUGCUGCUCACAAAGCUCCAACUGACAUGUAAAGUUAACGUACUGACCCUAUAUAUAUUCUGAUGUCAUAUCUAUGACUACCAUCUGCUUACAGAAACAGUUAGCCGGUACUGACAAGUAAUGUAAAGUGUAUGUCACUGUUAGCACCACAUACUGUGCAUUGUGCAUGCUCAUGCCUCUAACUUUUGAGGCAAGUUUUGGAUAAACCCUAACCUGAACCUCAGUGGUUGUUUUUUUAUUUCUCUAUGAACAAGAGUCACUAAUGUGUGAAAAAAAAUGAUUCAGCUCUAUGGGUAAAAGUGUCAUUGUGUCCUUCGUAUUUAUCAAAUGGCUUACUUGCUUUUCUGAAAUGCUGUCGGAUUGAAAGCUUGUAUCUCCAAAACUGACACUUUACAGCAAAUGAAAAAACCCACUAUUUUCCAAAUAAAGACUUUGUUGUCAAAGUUGACAAGCUCUUUUUAAAACUUCUUACUGGUAAAUAUUUGCAACACCCAAAGACAAACAUGAAGGUGGACCAAUAGUAUGAUUUAUGAAAAAAUCUGGAACAAUUGAGAUUUCACAAGGUUUCUGUCCGAUACUAUACUAAAUACUAAAUGAUGAGGCACCUGUCUGCUUCCUUCGCAGACGUGGAACUUAAUAUUCAUUGAAUUAAUUUGGAUAAUGUCUGUUAUAUUUGUUUUCUUUUGUUGAAAUCAAUAACAUUUCAUGACAAACAAAGAUAAUAUGGUCCUUUUUGUUCUUACCACAUUUCACAUAAGUUGUCUAGCCAUUUUGUGGAAUCACUGUAGCCAAACUAUAUUUAUCCUUCUGAAAUGCUGCAGGUUCUAAUCUGUAAUUGGUAUCGUUGUGACCCUUCAAGAAUCUUCAGAUUUGAGGUCUUGCCAGGCUUUAAAAUCAUUCAUGUUUAAAACGUGUGACUAACAAUAAUUUUAAACUAUUGAUUUAUUUUACAUAUAUGUUAAGAUAACUUUUAAUGUGAUUCCGGUGAUUUACAUUAAAAUACUAUGUUUGGGAAACCUGAAGGAAUUAUAGACAAAUCAUGGUUUGAUUGAAAAUCAGUUUUAUUUAUGUAGAAUUGUAUUAAUUUUCUAUAGCCUAGUGUAACUAUGAUAUAUCUAUUGAUUCCACCUAAAUUAAAUUAUGUGUACUUUGAGGUACAUGAAACACUUAAGGUCAUUCCAACUGAUAUUUUUGGAAUAGUGACAAAUGUUCAUGUUUUCUUUUUCAGCUAUACUUGUGUAAUGCUCUUUGACCUUGAAUGUAGCCUAAUGUAUCCCUUGCUGUUUUAGCCUUUCCUUUUUUGAUGGAAAGGAGAAUGAAGUUAGCCUGCUUUGCUCCUAAUGGUAUGUUUUAAAAAUGUUCGACUUGCCAUUUUUAAUAUAAUAAAU
Triplophysa rosa is the source of this 5446-nucleotide messenger RNA. It is a transcript of the gene lrrc8db, whose product is annotated as leucine rich repeat containing 8 VRAC subunit Db. Gene Ontology annotation, molecular function: protein binding. The record is from RefSeq and is a predicted model, not a curated record. NCBI's taxonomy places the organism in Eukaryota, Metazoa, Chordata, Actinopteri, Cypriniformes, Nemacheilidae. The transcript has 2 exons. Bases 408 to 2933 code for a protein of 841 amino acids.